CUGGUAUAAAUUGUCAAAAUUUUAUGCCACCAUUAUGUGUUCCAGCAGAUGGUCAAAAUUUCCGGUUGGUUCUGUUCCGGUGCGUUAAUCUCACAACUGUUAAAAAUCCGUUCGUAAAAUGUACAAACAAGCCGUAGAUAAUUUAAUUGAAGAAAUAACAGUCGGGUAGUAGGAGAGCACAUGUGAACGAGUUAACCUUACCUGCAAGAGAGGAAAGUUAAACACAGCAGCUUAGUUCUCUCAACCGAUUGUGCUUUUGUUGUCUUUAAGUGUUUUUAUUCUACGUUCGAAAAGCUAUGGGAAACAAGCUUUGUAAAAAGAAAUCGGAUGUUCCGGAUAAUCCCAAAUCGCCGACACCUUUCGAUAGGAUCAUUAAUAGAUUACAUCUACGUCCAAAUUCGUGGAAAUCGGAUUCACACUUGAACCAGAAACAGGUCAAUAGAUUCAAAACGAAUCCGAAUGAUCCAUCUUCCAAAAAAGAAAACAUAGUUCAAGCCCAACUCUUGUCCAAAUCUUCCGACUGGACGGACGUUGCCCUGGAAGUCCCAGAAAAAGACGAAGCAAUACAUCUACGCAACCCUAAACUGUCUUUCAUUUUCGACAACAGCAGCACCACCCCAACACCUCCCCCGAGAAAACACAAGAAGGGUUUUAGAGAAAAAAUCGAAGCUGUAGCCAAAAACGGCUUGCAAGCAUUCCAGUCGAAAAAACCAGUCGAGGAACCUCUUUGUGUUAAGAAAACUGUCAAGCACACUUGCCCAUUGGACGACCAUGAUUGUGCCAUUCACAACCGAAAUCAUGUACACAAAACGAACGAAGCAAACGAAAACAAGGAUAAGAAAAAUAUGGAAAACGAAUUGAAACAAGCGAAAAGGAGGAAAAAUUUGUCAGUUGUGUCCUUACCGAAUUAUAAUGAGUUGAAACUAUCAGUUGCAACUUUUGAGGAUGUUGAUAAAAAUCAAGACAAGUCUCUUAAUAAUUCCCUAGUAUCUCUUCCAACCGAGUCAAAGAAGUUGACAUCGACGGCGUCCACAGGGAAGCUUGAGACGUGUAUGACUAGAUGUAGGAGUUUUGGGUCUUUGUUGCCUCAGCAGCUUUUGGAGAAAUUGAAGAUAAGAAAAGUCCCGAUUGAUAUAGAAAGUGACGAUUCUUUUGGAGGUUUGGAAGACUGGGAUCUUAGGAUUAUCGAGCAUUACAAUCCCAAAGACACAAGUUUGCCGAGACAAAAUCAUGGUUCGAAAACCAGCAAAGACGUUCUUUCAGAUGUUGAAAGUUUAGUCGUUAAAGAUAUAGAUAUUGAACAGCCCAAAGCCCCAGCUCGAAGAUCUGAAUCCCUCUUGAAAAAAAUUAACAGAGAGGCGUCAGAAUCGGCCGUGGAGCGAAGAUCUCAAGUGUCAAAUUGCGACAGAGGUGUUAGUCCAACUCCGCCCCCCUCGCCCGAACGUAAAGAAGAAACUUCUUAUAUUUCUGCUGAUAAAUUAGCGACUGAAGAGAACGGACAAGUUGAGCAUUCUAGUUUAAUGAAAAUUCUGGAAGAAUUUAGCAUAAAAGAUAAACAGAGGACGAUUAUUAAAGAGGAUAAAAAUAGUGAAGAACCGAUGAAUAAUUCUCUAAUAAUUCCGAACAGUGAACUCCAAAAAAAGAUCGAUUCAGUGGAGGAUUUUCUCAACAACGAGAAGUUGUACACCAAUAGGGACAUGCAGCAUUCUAAAUUAGGUAAUAUGGAAAUGGUCAAGACGUGAAACAGAGCGAGUUUAGUGAUGAUGAUGUCAUUUUUAAUAGGCUAUGCUCCUACGUGAAAUUCUUGUGAUCCGAAAUUGUUGAUUUUAUUUUUGUAUUUAAAUUAUAAUUAAACGUAAAGAAUUGUAAAAUUGUUAGUUUUGUAAUCAAUUAGGUAAUUUGUAAUUAUUGUAGGUAACUUUGUAGAGUGUACUACCUGUUGUUUAAAUUAUUUUUGUGAUUAACAUUUUAUUUUGUCAAACGUCUUAAUUGUUAUCUUUGUUUACUCAAUUGUAAGUUUUGAAAAUUUUCGGCAGACCAAUAUUUGUGUCAUUUGUUGUACAUAUUUAUUUAUUUUAAUUAAAUAUUGAUGUGGUUCCUUUUAA
Tribolium madens (black flour beetle) is the source of this 2105-nucleotide messenger RNA. RefSeq lists its product as uncharacterized. Lineage: Eukaryota; Metazoa; Arthropoda; Insecta; Coleoptera; Tenebrionidae. The transcript is spliced from 4 exons. The record is from RefSeq and is a predicted model, not a curated record. Bases 297 to 1742 code for a protein of 481 amino acids.